UCACUUGAUCCUUCUGCAAUCUGGAGAACUUGGCAAGCUGGAUCAUUGUCUCCCCCAGGGCUAGAAGGGCUUCCAGGCUGCUGUGGGAAGCCGUCCAGAGUCUGCGGAGCGCUGGCUGAGGCCUAGUCUUCCUAACCACAGCUCCCUCUGCGGAGCGACAGGGGCAUGAUGAGGAAAUGGCUGCUGCUGCUUCUGGCCUGGGGAGCCAUCACCUGCAGUGCCCGGGACAGGACAGACCUGCUCAAUGCCUGCUUGGAUGCCAAGCACCACAAGACCAAGCCAGGCCCUGAGGACAAGCUGCAGGAGCAGUGCAGUCCCUGGAGAAGGAAUUCCUGUUGCUUCCUGAACACUACUCAAGAGCUGCACAAGGACACCUCUCUCUUGUACAACUUCAAUUGGGAUCACUGCGGCAAGAUGGAGCCUGCGUGCAAGCGUCACUUUAUCCAAGAUUCCUGUCUGUAUGAGUGCUCCCCCAAUCUGGGGCCUUGGAUCCAGGAGGUGAACCAGAGCUGGCGCAAAGAGCGUUUCCUGCAUGUGCCCUUGUGCAAAGAGGACUGUGAGCGCUGGUGGGAGGACUGCCGCACCUCCUCCACCUGCAAGACCGACUGGCACAAGGGCUGGGACUGGAGCUCUGGAGUUAAUAAGUGUCCAGCCGAGACCGUCUGCCACACAUUUGAGUUCUCCUUUCCCACGCCGGCUUCCCUUUGUGAAGGUCUCUGGAGUCACUCCUACAAAGUGAGCAACUAUAGCCGAGGGAGCGGCCGCUGCAUCCAGAUGUGGUUUGACCCGGCCCAGGGCAACCCCAAUGAGGAGGUGGCCAGGUUCUAUGCUCAGGCCAUGACUUCCAAAGCCGUGGCCCAUGGGAGAGGGCUUUUCCUACCCAGCCUGGCCCUGGCACUGCCCCUCUUACUCCUUGUGUGAAUGAAGUCUUCCCUAGGCCUCCUCUCUGCCUAUCCACAGCUUGGGUAACCAGGAUAGGCACAGCUGAGGGAGCCCCAAAUCUACCCAUAAUCUAUUAUCCAGCCCUCUGUCGCUCAGUUCCUGCUCCAUGGUGAGGGUUGGGGACAGUUCAAAUAAAUCUGU
Messenger RNA from Perognathus longimembris pacificus (Pacific pocket mouse), 1083 nucleotides. RefSeq names its product folate receptor beta-like. The record is from RefSeq and is a predicted model, not a curated record. Gene Ontology annotation, cellular component: external side of plasma membrane. Bases 166 to 921 code for a protein of 251 amino acids. Gene Ontology annotation, biological process: sperm-egg recognition; fusion of sperm to egg plasma membrane involved in single fertilization; cell adhesion. The transcript has 5 exons. Gene Ontology annotation, molecular function: signaling receptor activity. NCBI's taxonomy places the organism in Eukaryota, Metazoa, Chordata, Mammalia, Rodentia, Heteromyidae.